Molecule: messenger RNA, 4993 nt
Organism: Drosophila gunungcola (fruit fly)
Lineage: Eukaryota; Metazoa; Arthropoda; Insecta; Diptera; Drosophilidae
Biological process (GO): cell-cell adhesion
Cellular component (GO): cell-cell junction
Molecular function (GO): cell adhesion molecule binding
Source: RefSeq, a predicted model, not a curated record
AAAAAAUUGAGAAAACAAAAAGCGGUGAAAAGACAAAAAACGGAACAAACAAAGACGCGAAACGAAUCGCUAGAGUUAACGAGCGCUAAAAAGCAAAAAAACAAAAACAACGAAAAAAAAAACAAACAAAAAGACAGACAGAGGCGGGAAAUAAAAAAGAGUGAAGUUUUGAUUGAAAUUUUCACUGCUCUUUCAUCCUUUUGUGGAUUGUGUAAAUUUCUGAUUAAGCAACAAGAAACCAUCAACAAACGAGAGGCGCGAAACGUAAAAUAAUAUCCAUCCAAAAAGGAUUCACGCUUCCAGUUUCUUUAAAACUCAAUUCGCUCUAGCAAAACUUGGCAAGGAGUAUCAAUUAUCAAACAUCUAUUAUCGAAUAACAUUUUUUUUUUGUAAUCAAGCAACAAAGCACUUGGCGCAGUUCGUGUUUCAAUUUCUGUCAUGACAGUUCGGGCCUACAUUUUGCUAUAUUUUUUAUUGUUUAUGCACAACAGCAAGAUCGCCGCUUGCGUUUCGCCCAGCCAUAAACACAUCUGACUGAUACACGCCAAAUUGAGCCGUGAACACUGAAAUUCGAGUGCGAAAGCGAGUGAGUCGUGCAGUAAAAGUCAGAGUCAAAGUCAAAGUUAGCCAAGCAGCCAGCCAGCCCCACCAAACGUCCACACAAAACAGCCCGAGAAGUCGGGUCGUUGACAAAGUAACGCAUUUAGUGAUAAGAGCCAAACGACUUUAGCAAAAUGAGCAGCCAAAACAGGAGCAGCAGCAGCAGCAGCAGGAGCAGGAGCAGCAGCAGCAGCGGUAGCACAAGGAGCAGCAGCAGGACGGGGAUGGGCCAACUAUUGCUCCUUAUCGGCAUCGCCGUCGCAUCAUGUUUGCCGGGAAUCGGAGGCUUCCAGCGGUUCUCGGAACAGCCCAAAUACACGGAGGUGAAUCCCGCCGAGGACACCCUUCUCACAUGCAAAGUUAUCGACAAGCGCGGCACGUGCUCUUGGCAAAAGGAUAACAAGCCCGUUGGCAUCUACACGAAGAAGUACGAGUGGGCCUCACGUAUGCCGACGAGCGACAAUGGGAAUGUCCUGCAUCUGGACCUCCAUCCGCCGGCGGUGCAGCUUGGCGGCGACUGCUCCUUGUGGAUCCGCUCGGCCACGCUGGACUUCGACGACGGCCUGUGGGAGUGCCAAGUGACGGCCAGUGAUUUCACCACCCAGGAUGCCCUCACCAGCCAGCCGGUGCGCCUUGUCGUACGUGUGGCGCCGCAGCGGCCGAGGCUCGAAUACGAGGCGGUACACGUGCCGCCGGGACACAACAUCACCGCAGACGCCGGCGCCCUGGCGACGGUCAAGUGCGUCUCGCAUUACGGCAAUCCGCCGGCCACCCUCAAAUGGUUCUUGGGCGACCAGGAGAUCUCGGCCAUCCACCCGCAAAUGAAUGCCACCGAGCCGGAUAAUCCACGCACCUGGUCGGCCACCUCGGUGGUGCAGGUGUCGGCCAUGCGGGAGCGCCACGGAGAUAUCCUGCGGUGCGCCGCCUCCCACGAGUCCUACACGGCCAAAUCGGUGGUGGUGGAGGCGCGGCUGGACGUGAAAUACGCGCCGAGCAUCCGUCUAAUUGGCUCACCGGAAAUCGACUUGGAGGAGGACAAGGAUGCCCUCGUGCUGCGCUGCGUGGCCGAUGCCAAUCCUCCGGCCAGCAUCGUCUGGCGGCGAGCCGGUCGCUCCGAGAUAGCCAGCUUGCAGGAAACUCUGCAAUUGCGUCCCGUCGGACGUCGCGAUGCCGGAUUGUACACCUGCCAGGCGCAGAACUCGGUGGGCACCUCCGAGCAGCUAUCGGUGCAGUUGGAUGUGAAAUAUGCACCCAAAAUUAUUUCAGCUGGUCCGGAUCGACUCACCACCGCCCCGCUAUUCAGUCCCGCCGCAUUUGAGUGCCUGGCUGAUGGUAAUCCCCUGCCAUCCUUCAAAUGGGUCCAGAGAAUGGCCCAUGGAUCAAAGUACGUGGAGCGGGGCUCGGAGUCCAGAUUGGUCAUCGACAACGUCACCUACGAGUACCAGGGCGAGUACGAGUGCCGGGCGACCAGCUACAUCAAUGGCCAGGAGCGGGUUGCCAUAUCCGAUCCGGUGUCGCUGCAGGUUGUGGGUGCCCCGCAGGUGCUGCGCCUGCACCCCUCCCUGCACACCGUGGCCGUGAAGCGAGGAGAGGCGGCCAGCCUGACAAUGGUCGUCUGUGCGGAUCCGCGGCCACAACGCGUCGCCUGGGAAUGGGGCUCGCUGCGUCUGGAGGCCGGCUCGGGCAUCGAUCGUUUCCGGGCCGACGACAUGCAGCCAGACACCCGCGAGGAUUGCUACCUGUCCACGUUGCACAUCCUCCACACGGAUGAGCACGACUCCAGGCCCUACUACUUGGUGGUGGAGAACGAGCGGGGCACCGAUCGUCAUGCCAUACACCUGAUUGUGGAGGGUACGUUUGCAGAACCCUACGAGAUGAGCUAUCUGAUGGGCGUGGCCGGGGGCUGCAUGGCUGCCAUCCUUUUGCUGGUCUGCCUGUGUAUCUAUGCGAUCAAGAGCAAGAGAUGCUGCUUCAAGGGUUCCACGGGCUAUAAAUCAUCGGAUAAAGACAGCGAGAAAGCUGAUUUGAAAUCACGCUCGGAUAGCACGAGUGGCCCUCAAGGUGAUUCGAUUUACACCACGCCCGCGGGCUUCCAUCAUCACCAGCAACAGCAGCAACAGCAACAGCAACAACAGCAGCAACAACAGCAGCAGCAGCAACAGCAGGCAGCAGUGGCAGCAGCAGCCGCUCUACAUGCCGCAUCUCAACACCCGCAGCAACAGUAUCCGGGACAUGGAUCGCCGGAGGCAAUGAAGUCGAGUUCCCAGGCCAGAAGCAGCGGUCACGAUGAGCUGGGCAAUCUGCUCUGGCAGCAGGAUUCGUGCGAGUUCCUCGAGCAAUAUGCACCCACCCAUGCGGGCGGGGAUUGUCCAGUGCCGCCCCUGCGCCACUGCCACGCCCCCGGCCAUGGGCACCAUGCCACCAUGACGCGUCGCAAUGCGGACCUCUUCAGCGGGGACCUGGGCAUCCCCGAGAUCAGCACGCACGUGGGCAGCGUGGUGCACACCUUCGAAACGCUGGCCCUGCAGCGGCGUCUGGCGGAGGAGGAGGAUCGCCAUGCGGACCGGGAGCUGAGUAAGUAUGAGCAGGGCACCUCGGGCGGCACCUCUGGCACCAGGUACAGCCAGCUGAAGCGCCGCUCGCAGGAGAUGCGCCAGCGGCUGGUGCAGCAGUUGCACCGUCAGCGCUUGCAGCAGCAACAGCAGCAACACCUGCAGCAGCACCAGCAGCAACACCAGCCACACCUGCAACAUCAGCAAAAAGCACGCUCACGAACACAGUCGCAGCCGCAAAAGCAGCAAUCCUUGCACGAGGGGGUCCUCACGAACAGCUGCAGCACCCAAACACUGGCCACCUCCGGCCACCUUUGGCAGCCAUCCCGCGAGCAACUGCAGCAGUCCACCUUCGAGGACUAUCGCAAGAAUCUGUUUGGCACCCUGCGCAAACAUGCCAGCCUGGAGGACAAUGAGGAGAUGCAGGACGAGUCCUUCAUAGUGAAUGCGGCCUUUGAUGAGAUCUUCUCCUGCUACGACGACGAGAACGAGGACGAGAAGGGCACUCAAACGCAAACGCAUACCAACACCGAUGAUCUCUUCGAGGACGAGCACAUGCUGGUGAGCCUCAGCGAACUGGAUGACGAGGUGUUCGCCAGUCGGGCGCAGACGGCCUCGACCACGCCCACGGCCAUGAGUGUGGGGGCGGGGCGAACGCCCAAGCACAGCACUCCGCAGUUGAACCUUAACAAGUAUCCCGCUCCAUCGCCACCCCGUUCCCGCACUUUGACCAAUCUGUUCGAGCGUUUGAAGUCGCAGGAUCACAAGGCGCUGCAGAAAUAUCCUGGCGAAGCGGCGCUUAACCAGACACCAGAGGACUUCAAUCGGGGCUCCACCGUCAGCAAGUCCUUUGUGCAGCAGCUGAGGAAGCCCUCGCACAAGCAGAAGCGCGCGCCAAGGCCACCGCCCAAGCCGCAGUCCCGCUCCCAGGUGGCCAUUGCCCAUGUGACUCCCUUGCGAAAGGCCCUGAUCUUCCCCAAGCGAUCCAAGUCCUCCAGCGAACUACUACUCGACGAUCUGAGCGUGCAGGCGCGUAAGUAUCAGCGAAGGAUGGAACUGGGCUCGGCGCUUUAAACAGGAUCCAUGGGCACCCAGUUAUGCACCUGUUCUCUCACCUGUUGACCAAGUUGAUUGCCCCAUGCCCACUUAGAUAUUUAAAAAAGAUUCUUUUCAUAUUUCCGUUUACCCAGAGGCGACGCUUUUGUAGACUAAGUGACCCCAUGACCCGACCCCUACCUUCGACUCUGAUCAAGACCCCCCAAACCGAACCCCAAACCGAAUCCGAUGUAGAUGUAGAUGUGGAAGUGGAAGUCGAAGUGCAGCUAUCCCGCCGCCAUAAUGGAAGACAAAGAUACGAAUACGACCCGAUGCAAACCCAAAGAGAAUUGAGCCAUACGAGAGGAAAAGCACCCGAAAAUCUUAACUUAUUUCGUAGUUAACCCGUAACUAAAUUAAGCCAAGUACAAUACAUUACUCGAAAUGCAUGAAAAUCAAAUCAAAAGAUGACUAACCAUAUUUAUAUAUAUACAAGCAUAUAUAAAUAUACAUAAACAUUAUUGUACAAAUAGGAUCGAAUGAAAAUCAAACAACAAAUUGUGUGCUCUCAACCUAGUUAUUAACGAGUACAAGUUUGUCUCUUCAAUUAUUAUUUAAUUUCAUCAAAGAAUAUACCAUACAAUCCCGAUAUACAUCUAUACAUUAUUCGGAUAUAUAUAGCAUAUAACUGCGUCACUUGUUGUAACUUGUAGGAUAAUUGCAAAAUCAAAGCAAAUGUAAACCAAUCACAAAACGAAACAUUACUAACUCUUACCUGCAUGCAAUAAAUCAUUUGAAAAAGCAAA